AAAAAAAAGUAAGAAAAUGAAGGGAUAAAAAGUAAGAAAAGAAUAGGAAAAAUUGUGGACCAAAAAAUGAUAGAAUUACUAAUGUACCAAAGGCGCUUUUUGCAAAAUGUACAUGCCAUGUCAUCCUGACAAUGGGACCCACAUGUCAGUUUCGUGAUUACACUACCGUCAAAUAUGAAUCAGUGCUUUUUUUUUGUUACGUAUUACCGCUAGAGUAGUGGUUUUUUAACAUAAAGUGACGGUUUUUGGUUACACGUGCCUGAAAUGUGGUGGUUUUUUGUAAUCUUCUCGAAAGUUUCGUUUAUCCAAUUAGGUUGAAGGAGUCCUACCCAUGGCAACACGGCCUAAGGAUGUGGUUGUUAACUUGUUAUAUAAGUGGCACCAAAUGAAUAGCUAGGAAGGCAGGCAAAACUCACACAAGAAAACUAGAACAGAAACAAAAAGGAUGAGCGAAGAGGAUCUGAGCAAGAUGGCUAAUUGCUUUGGCGAGGUGGUCGACGACGAAAAGCUGAACAAGAUGGACAAGUACAUGGGGGAGACCCAAGACGCGGGCAGACCGGGCACAGGAGGCCUGGAAUUCGAUGAGCGAGGACGGUAAGGACACGAACGCGAUUAGGUAUGUGGAGGGUCUCAAGGCCAUCUAUGGUGAUGGGCAGUCCACCUUGUGCCUCGUGUAUAACGCGACCGGUGACACCCUCCGCAAGGAGGACAACCACGAUUGGUAUGGUUACAUCGGCCCCAGCGUUCCCUACCCUGCUGUCAUCGGUAAUGGCCAAUGGGCUGCCUUCCAUCACGUCCACCGGACUGGCGAGCCGUCAGGUUCGGUAGGCGCUGUAGUGUACCGUGGCAGGAACAAAGAAGGAGAGUUCAAAGACUAUCUGGUUGCCUGGAGUACUCCAUGGGGUCCCUGGUACCGAAACAAGGCUUAUUGCGAGAUUGGUGCCGUCGGCGCCUUCAAAAAUCUAUGGGGCGGCCUGUAUAACGUUGUGGCAAAUUCCAAUUAUUCUUCCAACGCCAGGUCCGUUGGGUGCGAGAUGGAAGCAAGCAUUGAAACAGGCGACAGUCCUAAGUUCACUGUAAGAAUCAGCUGCCGCUGAUCAGCCAUCGAUUUCCAUAACUAAUUAAAAUGCGCUCAAGGAUCAUCAGACUAUGGAUCCAUCGAUAUGGUUAAGUAAUUCGGUUUGUUACCAAUUGCAUCCUCGUAUGAAUGUAUCAUCUUGUCCUUUCCUUUUAUUCCAAAUAGUUCCACACCUGUAAUUUCAUGUAUUCUAGUUCUGCCGUGAGUCAUCUGGCCUAGUUUAUGUAUCCCGAAUAAUUAUAUAUGAAACGAGAGGUUAAGUCUGUGUUUCUUCACGAA
Molecule: messenger RNA, 1357 nt
Organism: Lolium perenne
Lineage: Eukaryota; Viridiplantae; Streptophyta; Magnoliopsida; Poales; Poaceae
Product: 23 kDa jasmonate-induced protein-like
Source: RefSeq, a predicted model, not a curated record